CUACCCUUGUUCGGUAGGUGAGGAGAAUCACCUCUUGGCAGUCCGAACUGAGUCCGAUCCCUAGAGCGUGUAGAGCGGUGGUGCCCAGAGGCUUAGCGAGCUCCCCUUCAGGUGUGCGUCCGCGAGCGGCCUAUGCUGUUUGGCACUCAUGGGUGUAAGCAAGUUAGAUAUUUUAUACCGGAGACUUCUCCUCACAAAACUUUUCAUCAGAGGAUGGGGAAGGCCAGAAGAUCUCAAAAGACUCUUUGAAUUCAGAAAGAUGAUUGGAAAUCGAGAAAGGUGCCAGAACCUGGUUUCAAGUGACUAUCCGGUACACAUCGAUAAGGUUGAAGAACAAUCAGACUGUAGGAUCCUAGAUGGACACUUUGUCUCUCCCAUGGCCCAUUAUGUGCCUGGUAUCAUGCCAGUUGAAUCUGUUAUUGCAAGGUUCCAGUUUAUCGUGCCUAAGGAAUGGAACAACAGAUAUAGACCUGUGUGCAUUCAUCUGGCUGGAACAGGAGAUCACCAUUACUGGAGACGCAGAAUGCUUAUGGCUCGUCCUAUGAUUAAGGAGGCCAGAAUGGCUUCGUUGUUGCUAGAAAACCCUUAUUAUGGCUGCAGGAAGCCCAAGGACCAAGUAAGAUCCAGUUUAAAAAAUGUGUCUGACCUGUUUGUGAUGGGAGGCGCUCUCAUUCUUGAGUCUGCAGCUCUCUUGCACUGGCUGGAGAGGGAAGGUUAUGGACCUCUUGGGAUGACUGGAAUAUCUAUGGGAGGACAUAUGGCCUCCUUAGCAGUGUCCAACUGGCCCAAGCCCAUGCCAUUGAUUCCAUGCCUGUCUUGGUCCACAGCGUCUGGGGUCUUCACUACGGGUGUAUUGAGUAAAUCAAUUAAUUGGCGGGAACUGGAAAAGCAGUAUUAUACACAGACCGUUUAUGAAGAAGAAAUUAUUCAUAUGCUUGAAUACUGUGGGACAGAUUCUUUCAAAAUGGGACACGAGUUUAUGAAACACUUCCCUAGCAAGGCAGACAAGCUGACUAACCUGAAUCUGGUCUCCAGAACUUUAAAUUUAGAUAUGACAGACCAAGUUGUAUCCCCAAAGCAUGCCGAAUGCCAUAAUUCUGGUAAAACAUCUGUCAGUGAUACUUCAAAAGGACAGCUGUUGCAAGAUACAGCUAAGAUGGAAUGUUUGAAUCAAACACUCUCAACUAACAAAAGUUGGUUUGCAAGUUACAACCCUCAGUCAUUUCACCUGCUCAGCAAAGAACAAAGAAGAAGCAAUCUUCAAAAAGAAUCUUUAAUAUUCAUGAAAGGAGUCAUGGAUGAAUGCACUCACGUAGCAAACUUCUCAGUUCCAGUUGACCCAAGCCUCAUUAUAGUGGUCCAAGCCAAAGAGGACGCCUAUAUUCCACGAACAGGAGUUCGAAGCUUACAAGAAAUUUGGCCUGGUUGUGAAAUCCGAUAUCUAGAAGGGGGUCAUAUCAGUGCUUAUCUUUUUAAACAAGGACUCUUCAGACAAGCCAUCUACGAUGCCUUUGAACGUUUCCUUCACAAAUAUGCUAACUAAUUGGAUCGAUGUAUUGUAUAACAUUCUAUUUCCUGCUAAAAGAGUUCACCCUGUGAUGAUGUGAAAAACAAGCAGACAGCACUACAUGCCUGAUUGUUGCCAAAUUAGUCUGUAUUGCCAGUGUUACGGGUCAGUUACCAACUGUAGAUACGUCUCAGUAAUGUAAAAACAGUACUUGAAUCAUACAAUCCUGAGGUAUUUGUAAAUCUUAUAAAAAUCUCAUAUACCUUAUAUAACAUCAUAUACUUAUAUAACAUCUAUUGUUACUAUUUAUGAACAUUUUAAUUGUGAAUAAUUUAUUGAUUCAGAAUACAUAGAAGCUAUUGGUUUUUAAUAGAAUUGUUGAAACUGAGAUUGUAACAUCACAUGUAUUGUAUACUGUUCUAUGGCAGUUUUGUUAUUAACUUGAUUUUAAAAAACCCGUGUCUAUCCUUUUUGUCUGUGUAGUGGGUUUAUAAUCUAGUUUUCAAGUUCAGGUAAUUUAUUGCCAUAGGAAUACCUAAGAUAUUAAAUCAGUGUUAGCUUUGAAUUAUGAAACAUCCUGAGUGUCAAGCUGCAUGCACCCUAUGUGGUAGUGCACUUGUAAUCCCAGCACCUCAGAGACAGGAGUCCAGUCGUUCUUUUUCAUAGCAAAUUUGAGACCAGCCUGAGCUACAUAAGACUGUCUCAAAAAAUAUGCCUGGCAUGGUAGCUCAUGUUUUUAAUCCUAGCAGGUAGGAGACAUAGGCAAGCAGAUCUCUUGAAGAGCCAGGGUUGGGACCAUGCUUGCCCAGCCUUUGUAGACUCUGAGGCCAGUCCCCAGCACUGCCAAACAAAAAGAAAAGCUGGAGGUGUUUAGGAAAUGGGGUUUGUACAUGUUUUCUCUACUUAAGAGAGUUUUAUGUUGAAAAAUGCAAAUAAUAAAAGAACUUUGUACUA
This is a messenger RNA of Arvicanthis niloticus (Nile rat), 2461 nucleotides long. It is a transcript of the gene Abhd18, whose product is annotated as abhydrolase domain containing 18. The record is from RefSeq and is a predicted model, not a curated record. Lineage: Eukaryota; Metazoa; Chordata; Mammalia; Rodentia; Muridae.